Molecule: messenger RNA, 1479 nt
Organism: Penicillium macrosclerotiorum
Lineage: Eukaryota; Fungi; Ascomycota; Eurotiomycetes; Eurotiales; Aspergillaceae
Product: OTU family ubiquitin thioesterase
Exons: 7
Coding region: 1-1479 (492 amino acids)
Biological process (GO): protein K48-linked deubiquitination
Cellular component (GO): nucleus
Molecular function (GO): ubiquitin binding; cysteine-type deubiquitinase activity
Source: RefSeq, a predicted model, not a curated record
AUGUCCUUGUCAAAACUCCCCUGGAGUCAUUUUGGUCCUCACCAUCCAUUCCUGGAAAAACAGAAGUUUGUCGGCUUUUACCGGGACGCUCCUGCCCCGGCUGCCCUUCUCCCUCCUCCCGGUCUUGCAAUCCCAGCCGCGUUUGACCUCCCUGGAACUCGCAAUAUGAGUAACCUCAAUCUGAACACUCUCUCACCAGAUGAGAUGGAGCGAUUCCAGAAAUUAUCCAAUGAAUUCCAGCCCGAGGUACAGGGACCACUUGUAUCGCCCAAGCAAUCGAGCCAUACUAUUGCACUGGAAUACGCUAAUGCGGACCCGACACUUGCGACGAAAACCAGUGCCCUUGCUCUGACCCAUCCCAUGACCCGUGUGAUGAAAGGGGAUGGAAAUUGUGGUUGGCGAGCGGUCGCUUUUGGUUACUUUGAAACCCUUUUUGCUCUCCGAGAUCCCCUGCGUACGCAACGGGAACUAGCUCGGAUCAAGUCUCUUAACUCGCUGCUAGACCAAGUGGGCCACCAAGAACACCUAUAUGAAAUCUUUGUGGAUGCUACGGAAGAGGUCUUUGCCCAAACCCUUGCCGCCAUUCAGAACGGUGACCAGGAUGAAUCCUUUCUGGUGAAUGCCUUCAAUGAUGAGUAUAACUCGGAUGCCGUUAUUACUCACUUUCGGCUUUUGACCAGCGCUUGGAUGAAACUGAACCCACAACGGUAUCAAGCGUUUUUGUCCCUUCCCCUAAUUAAAUAUUGUGAGACCCGCGUCGAAACCGUCAGGACCGAAAUCGACGAAGUUGGACUGCAAGCUCUGGUAGACGGCGUGAUUGAUGCAGCCGGAUUCGGAGUCGAAAUUCUUUAUCUUGACCGAAGUGAAGGCGAGGCCGUCACACCUCACCAGUUGUCCCCCAACCGUCCCAGCGGCGCAACUAUUCGUCUUCUGUAUAGGCCUGGCCACUAUGAUCUCCUUUACCGAGCCGAAGCUACUGUGAAUAUGGCACCCGUGGUCAAUUACCAAUACGCAAUGACUUCUAACUAUUCCCCUUGGGACCAAAGCGCUCUUCCCUUCGACGUUAAUUCCCACUUGAUGUCAAUUCCAAACCUCAUGGCCGACCCCGCAUUUCCUCUGGGCGGUGCCCCUAUGUCCCCGAUUCCCUCAGUUUCUCCAAGCCCUGGAAGUCCGUAUCGAAUAUCUCCAACCCAGGAAAUGUAUCAGUCACCCAUGCAAGCCCACGCCCCCAUUCCAUCAAUUUCGGCCCCUUCACCAACACCCGUCAUGCCGCCAGUGGCACCGCCCUCGAUGACUACGUUAUCUGGCAGAUCAUCGAGUGGACCACAGAUUCGGUUAAAUCCACUGGUCAUGAAACCUAAUCUGAGUCAUUCUUUACCAGUGACUACCCCUUUCAAAAAUUCCCCUUAUAAUCAGGCCCAUUUCCAAAACCAGGAUUUCGAACCGAUCCAUUGGGAGCCGAGUGAUUCUCGAAGAUAA